Molecule: messenger RNA, 345 nt
Organism: Striga asiatica
Lineage: Eukaryota; Viridiplantae; Streptophyta; Magnoliopsida; Lamiales; Orobanchaceae
Source: the annotation of a GenBank genome assembly
AUGAAAAAAUCAAGGUGGUUAGUGGUUAUAGUUGUCUUGCUCGUCCUCUUCUGCGGUGUUGUAUUCUCUGAUCAGAUCAUUCCAGCUCAUACAGAUUCAGUGGGAGCUCAGACAGAUGAGAUCGAGCGUACAGAAGAAGAGACAGAACCAGAAUCGGAGGAACCAGAAAAAGAAAGAGUUGAGUCGAGAGAGAAAGAGUGUUGUCUUGUUGUAAAGACGUUACAUACAGGUGAGAAAGGGCAGUUACCUUGCAACCAUGAUGUCAACAAGUUCUUGUGUAUGCACACGAUAAUCUUCACGAAUAUAUGGAAGACACACCCUCUGAAUUUCAGAGCAAAUCGAUGA